UCUUGGAGGAUGCAUUCAUCCCGGUCUCUCUCUAAUUGAACAUCUUUGGGAGCAGGUGAAACCGCCCAGACUCGCAGUUUAAGGCUUGACCACUUCUAAAAACAAGGAUUCCGUUUCAUUGGGACAACCAUGUCGUCAAAAUGCCCUAAGUGUGAUAAAACUGUCUAUUUUGCGGAAAAGGUGACAUCCCUGGGGAAAGACUGGCAUAAGUUUUGCCUGAAGUGUGAGCGCUGCAGCAAGACACUGAACCCUGGAGGUCACGCAGAGCACGAUGGAAAACCUUUCUGCCACAAGCCAUGCUAUGCUGCUCUCUAUGGACCAAAAGGUGUGAACAUUGGCGGAGCUGGCUCCUAUGUCUACGAUACCCCUGUCACCGAUGGCCCUGCCGACGUUCCCACGGAAACAGAGCCGAAGCCAGCAGAGAAGAAAGCAUCCGCCCCCCCCAAAGGCCCAGUGAAAGCUGCAAGCUUCACAUCUUUUGCUGGACAGCCCAAUGUCUGCCCACGAUGCAACAAGACGGUGUAUUUUGCUGAAAAGGUGACCUCCCUCGGUAAGGAUUGGCACCGUCCCUGCCUGCGCUGUGAGAGGUGCAGCAAGACUCUGGCACCAGGGGGCCAUGCUGAGCAUGAUGGCCAGCCCUACUGUCACAAGCCGUGCUAUGCUGUCCUGUUUGGACCCAAAGGGGUAAACACAGGAGGAGUAGGAAGUUAUAUCUAUGAUGACCCAAAUGCUGAGACCCAACCUUGAAGCCUUUAACUAUCGGCCACCACCACCAAACACUAGGCUACCAACUCCUUUAACUAUCGCCCCCCCAGCCCCGCCCAUCAAACACUAGGCUACCAACUCCUUUAACUAUCGGCCACCACCACCAAACACUAGGCUACCAACUCCUUUAACUAUCGCCCCCCCAGCCCCGACCAUCAAACACUAGGCUACCAGCUCCUUUCUGAUGAUGGUGUAUACUUCCACGUCUAACCUGGUUCCACAGCCAUUUUACCCCUUUCUAUAAUGCUUUCCUGUGGCCAUGUUUGUUUGUUUGUGUGUGUGUGUGUGUAUCUGGGACUUGUAGUCCAGCAACCAUUAGCUAGCCUGCUGCUGUCCACUUUUCUAGAGAAUGGAUAAAAAAACCAUAUGUGCCCUUCCAAAGGCAUUAUCGUAGAUGUGAGCAUUUUUAGUAUAACUUCUUGCUGUAUUUAUACAUUGUUUGAAUAUAUUUUUUUGUAACUAAACUCAACGCCCUUGUGUUAAUAUAUGGUGUUACGUUUUUUGAAAACCUUUGAAUAGAAUAUAUGCAAAGUGCCAUGUGAGUAAUCUGCCAAUGAUGUGAUAAAGUUCAUGGGUCACUGAGAUGCAUUGAGUCGUCGAGUAUUAGUGUGGCAAAGGCUUCACCUCCAAUAAGAAAUACCGGUCGAGAAUAGAAGUAGAUGAAUUUUAAACUCACAUGUAGAGAUUUGAGACUCCCAAGUGUUCUUUACCUGCUAAGGGUUAGGAGUGAUGUCCUGCCGUGUGUUAGAAUUUGAUAUUACUAACUGUUUAGAGGUUUUGGCGGCUUUCUAUUGUUCGUUUUCUUGAGCACCCGUUUCAUAGUUUCCGAAGAAUUAAUUUGACACUGAAUUUUCUACAUAAAAAAAAAAUGUGAAUGUGUGA
Clupea harengus (Atlantic herring) is the source of this 1647-nucleotide messenger RNA. RefSeq names its product cysteine-rich protein 2-like (gene crip2l). NCBI's taxonomy places the organism in Eukaryota, Metazoa, Chordata, Actinopteri, Clupeiformes, Clupeidae. The record is from RefSeq and is a predicted model, not a curated record.